Molecule: messenger RNA, 2400 nt
Organism: Phaedon cochleariae (mustard beetle)
Lineage: Eukaryota; Metazoa; Arthropoda; Insecta; Coleoptera; Chrysomelidae
Source: the annotation of a GenBank genome assembly
AUGGUCAAUGGUGUUCUUCCAACUGUGACAUUAGUGGCAACCAUCGAUUCCGAACAGUUCGACAACUUACGACUUACGAAGAGGCCCGAAUUUUCCAAGAAACAGAUCGACAUAAUCAACAACCUAGGGGAAGCUGUAAACAUUUGCGGAAAGGUUCGGAGAAAACUGAAAGUUUGGGCUGUUUCGGUGGCAGAGAAAUUUUUCAGCCUGACAAUCAUCAAGUCAACGUCCCGAAUGCCGGACGGUCCAGAUGGUGUGAGGGUUAGGUGGGGGCGACGGGGGCGGCUCGGGGACCUACCGAAAAGCCGUGUUCGGGGGCAGCACGUGGGGCUGGCUUUCCGAGCGCUGGAUCGAGCGCAGCAGCUCGCGCCGGGCGGCCAGCCAGCCAGACCCUUUCAGGGGCGCAGGCCCUCCGAAGCCCGAGACGAUAGACACAUUUUUCCCAUGAUUUUCGUGCACAUGUUAACACGACGCGCUAGCGUACGUUGCACGGGGCGCCGCUCGACCACACGGCAGACGUGCCUUUUACGCGCGCAUCGUCCCAGGGAUAGAAUAGGAGUGGAAAUGAAGAAAGCACAGGUUGUUGGUUUCUCAGGCUGUAAAUUCAGCAAGUUCUUCAUUUCCUGGGAAGAAAUGGGGAUUCUGGAAGAGAUCGAAGUAUGGAGAGUACCAUCAUUUGCCAAGCUAUGGAUAGAGCGACUGGUUACUCCCAACGGAUCGUUGAUAUGGAGUAGCAACAUCGUUGAUUACGGCAAGAUAUAUGUCCUCCAUAAAUUUGUAACUGCCACUCUCCUAAACUAUCAUCUUUCCAUGACACUCAGAUGGGGAAGUUUGGCUAAUGAAAGGGAUCUAUUAGACAUACUGGAUGGAGUCCAUUCCAAUUUACAACCUACUUCGCUCACUCUGGGUCCUGUUAACUCGAAUAUCUACGCCAGAAGACAUUCAGCACAUGCCUAUUCCACCACAGAUGACAAAAAUGCCAAACAACAUCAUUACAACCUUCCCCCGCUACCAUUGCGUCCACCUCCUGUCCCAAAAAGAACCAUCCCAGUCACCUACAACACAACCACCCCACCAACCAACAACAAGGUGAAACCCACCCCGAUGAACAAGCCCGCUGAACCUCCCCCACUUCCACCCACCCCCAAAUGCCGAGCCCUCCCCAACAACCCCUUCUCCGACAAACCCAAAGCCCCGCAACGCCAGCAGCCGUCCUCAGACUCACCCAACAUCAACCAAGCGAAGAGGUUCGACGUGAACAGGAACUGCCAGGUGCCCCCUGCCCCAGUGGGCCCCCCCAAAGUGCACAAGCCCAACAUGCCGACGACCAAGGUCCAGGGGAGCCAGAAGGUGUCCAUAAGGCAGGAUUCGAGCGUGUCGAGCGACAGCUUCAGCCAGACCUCUUCGCCCAGCUACACCACCAAGACCAUGGAGACUCCUCUUCUGCCUCCGAGGACCCCAGUUAAGCAGCAGAACGGGGGUUUGAUUCCCAAGAAGAGUGCCGAAGACGAUGCCAAUGGUAACACUACGAUCACUAAGAGUGUGUCGACGCCUGCGAGUCUGCAAACGAUCGUUAGGUUCCACAAUGGAUCUAAUAUGUCCCUACAUCAUCGAAUUAUCAGAGAUAUGAGACGUCCAUCGUCAGUAUAUGCGAAUAGAUUGAAAUUCAGAUUUGCUCAACUGUUGAUCAACGCUAUAGCUCUCUUCGCAAUAGGUGCAGGAAUGGCUGCCUAUUUCAAAGCCUAUCCGACAGCCGUGAAAAUAGUAAACAAGUCAAUAAACGUAACAACUAGUCCGAUAGUCAUCGAGAAAAAAAGUGAUAACCCAGCUCCUGGUAUAUGUUUACCGGUUAUAGUCCAGUUUUGUAAGUUACACGGGGUGCCCUACAAUUAUACGGUGUUCCCGAACUAUAUAGGCCAUUUCGGCCAAAGAGAUGCCGAACAAGAAUUGGAAGUGUACGAUGCCGUUGUUGAUGUUAAAUGCUAUGAUUUGGCAGCACUGUUUUUAUGCUCACUUUUCGUACCCAAAUGUGGACCGACUGGUGGCGUGGUACGACCAUGCAGAAGUUUGUGUUUAGAAACGAAACGGCGAUGCGGCUUCUUUUUGGAUGUUUUUGGUUUGGCUCUACCAGAUUAUUUGGACUGCGACCUCUUUCCUGAAUCCACUAACCCUCAUCAGUGUGUUGGAAACCAAGAGGUGAAAGUAGCUAAAAAAAAAGCCGCUAGACCUGGCCCCUUUAUCUUUACACCGAUACCCAGAGGACGGAUGAAAACGGAUUUAUCGGAUAACCCCCUUAUCAUACAGAAAGUCAAUCGUACUCCUUUAUCUUUACGCCGGUACCCAGGCCGGAUGACAACGAAUUUUUCGGAUAAGAGGAGUACAAACCAUCGAAUCUUAUGA